AGGCUCGCCCUUCGCAACACAUUUCCCCAGGGAAAUGUCAGAGCCAGGAGGGAGCAGUCUUGGAAGCCAUGCCUUUCAGAGCAUGACAGACGUCCAGCUGAGGCAGGCCAUAACCCAGCUGUCCACCGCUGCAGGUCUUCGUCCUCAGCCGCCGCAAAACCCUGCCACAGCCGUCCCAGCGCAGGUCCAUCCAGCGUACAUGAACAACAUCAGGCAUUGGUCAAACUCUGUAACGCCCCCUCCCGCAAAUGGCAGAACAAACCCCAGCAGAAAGACUCGGGCCGCGAAAGGGAGCUCUUUGGCAGCAACGCCCCAACCUUCAACCAGCGCAUAUCCACCCACCAUCCAGACGAACAUCCCCCGUGUAGCGACGCCAAACGCCAUGGGCAUGCCCGCGGCUCUUGCUCAGGACCCUAGGGCCUACCCUCCACGAUCUGCACUGCCCACCAAUCCUCAGGCCCUGCGAACAUCGUACGCUUCCCGCCUGCGAACAGGCGCCACCCUCCUUAUGCAGCCCGUCCUCUCUGCACCAACCGCUGUAGCUGUGGCCACCCGGAGCACGCGCCGCGGAGGCUUCAUUAACUACGCCGAGCCCGGCUCUGGCGACGAGUUUCCCGAUGCAGGCGCCAUCGACUCGGACGACUCGGACUUCAUCGCGGGCGGCGGCGUGAAGACUAUGGUGCGCACUACUGCCAGGCUACCGAGCAAGGCUCCCGUCGGGGCGGGCGUGUUCAGCGCGGGAGGGGUCACACACAUCGUACAGGCCGCGCCGCAAACUCCAAUGCCGGCACAGAGGACCUCGUUAGAUCAGAGCUAUCUCGGCAGGAUUCCUCCGGAGAGGUUUAUCGCGGCCAAAUCCGCGCAAUCGACGUCACUUCCUUACUUCACGCCCGACUCCCUGGAAGUGCAAGCACGAAAGCCAGUUGCGCUGAUCCCUAUCCGCGUGGAAUUUGAAACAGACGCACAUCGAAUUCGCGACUGCUUCGUCUGGAACUUGCACGAAGAUCUGAUACCCCCAGAAGUUUUUGCACGCACGUUCGUUCAGGACCUCGAUCUGCCAGAGCACCCCUGGGUCGAGUUGGUAGCGAACCAAAUCCGCGCGCAGCUGGAGGAGCACGAAGGCGUUGGUUCUAUGGAUUUCGACGUGGCUAACCCCUUUGGCCCCGGGGAGGACGAAGUACCAGAGUGUCGGGUCAUCCUCAGCAUUGACGUGCAAAUAGCAACAUACCACCUGCUGGACCACAUCGAAUGGGACCUGCUCUCGCCGCUCACGCCCGAACAGUUCGCCAGCCAGCUCUGCGCCGACCUUGGGCUCGCAGGCGAGGCGGUCCCGCUCGUCGCGCAUGCGAUCCACGAGGAGCUUAUCAAGCACAAGCGCGACGCGAUUGAGUGGGGCAUCGUCGGCGUCGACCCGCACCCUAGCGCGCACGAUGACCCCGACCGGCCGCGGGACCGCAGUGGGCUCAGCCUGCUCAAGGACAAGACGGGUCUCGGGCUUGGCUGGGGCCGCACGCCCAAGGACGGGCGCGGGCCCAAGUCUCUCAGGAGCGUGUGGCGGGACUGGGCGGAGACGGAGGAGUUCAAGACCCGGUUUGAGGUGCUCACGCCAGAAGAGGUGGAGAGGCGGGAGGUUGAGAAGGAGCGGGCAAGUCGUCGUUUGCGGAGAGAGACAUCAAAAUUCCAGGGAAGCAGAAGACGACGAUAGUCUCGGCACGCUCGUUUCUUGUUAUUGUAUAUCUUACGUUUAUAGUUC
Molecule: messenger RNA, 1753 nt
Organism: Phanerochaete carnosa HHB-10118-sp
Lineage: Eukaryota; Fungi; Basidiomycota; Agaricomycetes; Polyporales; Phanerochaetaceae
Exons: 5
Coding region: 83-1705 (540 amino acids)
Biological process (GO): chromatin remodeling; regulation of transcription by RNA polymerase II
Cellular component (GO): nucleus; nuclear chromosome
Molecular function (GO): transcription coregulator activity
Source: RefSeq, a predicted model, not a curated record